UCCCUAGCUCAAAUUAUUGAUCACCAUUUCCCUUCAAACAUGUCACUUUUGGUGACGAUUCUCUUGGUGCCUCUUUUCCUCUCUCCAACCAUUUUUGCUUACCCUGCCGAAGAUGUGAAAAAAUGGUGCAGCCAAACCCCAAACCCUCAGCCAUGCGAGUACUUCUUGAGCUAUAACCCUAGCAAAAUCCCCAUCACGCAAAAGUCUGAUUUUCUCAAGGUCUCAAAGCAGCUUGCCCUAGAACGUGGCUCAAAAGCCCUAAAUAACGUGCAUUCACUAGGCCUCAAGUGCCGGAAUGCUCGUGAAAAGGCUGCAUGGGCGGAUUGCCUUGAGCUCUAUGAGCAAACCAUCUCACGUAUCAACAAAACUGUAGACCCUAGCACCAAGUGCACCCAAACAGAUGCUCAGACAUGGCUCAGCACCGCUCUGACUAACCUCGAGACAUGCCGGGCUGGGUUUAUUGAGCUCGGUGUCGCCGACUAUAUCUUGCCGUUGAUGUCAAAUAAUGUUUCUAAGCUAAUUAGCAACACUUUGGCUAUUAACAAUGUUCCUUAUGCUGAUAAGUUACCAAGUUAUAAAGAAGGGUUUCCAACUUGGGUGAAGGGCGGCGACCGGAAACUCCUGCAAUCUUCUUCGCCGGCAUCUCAGGCGAAUAUCGUGGUGGCCAAAGACGGGUCGGGGAAUUAUAAGACGAUAAAUGAGGCGAUAACCGCCGCAUCGAAGCGGUCGGGAAGCGGAAGGUAUGUGAUAUACGUGAAGGCAGGGACGUACAAAGAAAAUAUUGAGAUCAAAUUGAAGAAUAUUAUGUUGGUGGGAGAUGGUAUUGGAAAGACCAUUAUCACCGGGAGCAAAAGUGUUGGAGGAGGUUCUACAACUUUCAAUUCAGCCACUGUUGCUGCUGUAGGAGAUGGAUUCAUCGCCCGUGACAUCACAAUCCAAAACACUGCCGGAGCAUCAAACCACCAGGCCGUAGCCCUACGUUCCGGCUCCGAUCUCUCAGUAUUUUACAGGUGCAGCUUUGAAGGGUACCAAGACACCCUCUACGUCCAUUCCCAAAGGCAAUUCUACAGAGAAUGUGACAUUUAUGGCACGGUGGAUUUCAUUUUCGGCAACGCCGCGGUCGUUCUACAAAGUUGCAACAUUUAUGCACGUUACCCUCCUAACAAGACGAACACCAUCACCGCUCAAGGUAGGACAGACUCUAACCAAAACACGGGAAUUUCCAUUCACAAUAGCAAAGUCACGGCGGCUUCGGAUUUGAAGGCAUCCCAAAGCUCGGUGAAGACGUACCUGGGAAGGCCAUGGAAGGAAUACUCUCGCACUGUUUUCAUGAAAACUAACCUUGAUAGCUUGAUUGACCCUGCUGGAUGGAUGGAGUGGAGUGGAGAUUUUGCCCUUAAGACAUUGUAUUAUGGGGAGUAUGCCAACACCGGGCCGGGCUCGUCGACGGCCAAGCGGGUCAACUGGGGUGGCUACCAUGUCAUCACUAGUUCAUCGGUGGCGUCCCAAUUCACCGUUGCAAACUUCAUCGCUGGAAAUUCUUGGUUGCCGGAUACUAAUGUGCCCUACACGGCCAGCCUUUAAUCUGGCUGUAUUCAAAAAGUUGUUCAUGCAUGCAUGAAUGUCUUUAGUUUAAUUAUUUGUUUCAAUUGUUUCCAAUUGUAUAGUAGUUACUAGUGAGGUAAGAUCAGUAAGUUGAUUGUUGCCAGAAUAUGGAAAUAAGGCAUUUAAAUUCUUGUAUUAA
Molecule: messenger RNA, 1744 nt
Organism: Corylus avellana
Lineage: Eukaryota; Viridiplantae; Streptophyta; Magnoliopsida; Fagales; Betulaceae
Product: pectinesterase 2
Biological process (GO): cell wall modification
Molecular function (GO): pectinesterase activity; enzyme inhibitor activity
Source: RefSeq, a predicted model, not a curated record